Messenger RNA from Nematolebias whitei (Rio pearlfish), 660 nucleotides. RefSeq names its product granulocyte colony-stimulating factor-like. Gene Ontology annotation, biological process: immune response; neutrophil differentiation; myeloid cell development. NCBI's taxonomy places the organism in Eukaryota, Metazoa, Chordata, Actinopteri, Cyprinodontiformes, Rivulidae. Gene Ontology annotation, molecular function: cytokine activity. The transcript has 4 exons. Gene Ontology annotation, cellular component: extracellular region. The record is from RefSeq and is a predicted model, not a curated record. The coding region runs from base 67 to 660 and encodes 197 amino acids.
CAGCUGACGUUUAAAAGUUUCUUCCUUUUUUUUUGACUUGUGUGUCCCACAGUUCUUGCCUGCUACAUGGCCUCCACCGCCCUCAGCGCUCCUCUGCCUCAGCUCGGACCACUUGUUGAGGAUCUGCACUUCCAGGAGAUUCUGCACAGGAGCCGCAGCUUGACACAAAAGGUCCUGCUCUCGAUUCCCGACACGCACAAGUCCUGCAUUCACACACAGACUCUGCAGCUCAAUUCCUCUGAAAAUGUCAAGCUUGUGACAAUGGCGUCCACCAUCGGCAUCCCCCAUCCCCCUGUACUCAAAGCCAUUUCAGAAAACUUCACUCUGGAGAGCAGCUUGAGACGGAUGCACGAGGGUCUGCUGCUGCACCGAGGCUUACUGAACUUUGUGUCCCCUCGGCUGGAGGCGAGAAAUAAAGUGACUGAUCUGAUGGCGGACAUCAGAGAUUUGGCAGUUCAGAUCGUGAAGAUGUUAAUACUGGUCCAAUCAGAAGCUGCAGUGCAGUCCACCACAGCCCCCUUGUCGUUACGCCUGCCGGGGGACUACGAGGUCCAGGUGGCGACACACCUGACCCUGCUGCAGCUGCAGUCAUUCGGGCAGGACAUGGUCCGUGUCUUCAGGAGUCUGGACCAAAGCAACGAGGACGACAAUGACAGCUGA